AUGGAUGAUAUCAUAUGGGGAACUACUAAGGAAGAACAUGAUUCUCAUCUCAGAAAAGUUCUAGAAGAUACUCAACAAGCCAACUUGAAGCCAAACAAAGACAAAUGCCAAUUAGGAGUAAAAGAGCUGAAGUUCGUUGGAGACAUCAUCAGCGAUGAAGGGGUAAUACCUGAUCCCAUGAAGAUAUCGGCAAUAGAAAACUUGAAUAAACCGCAAAACAUAAAAGAUGUGCAGAGGUUUCUAGGUAUGGUAAAUUACAUGGGAAAGUUUAUACCCAAUCUGUCAGAGAAAAUAGCACCUCUGAGAUGGUUACUAGAAAAGAAGAAUGAGAUAUCAUCUGAUGCAUCACAAAAUGGAAUAGGAGCAGUUCUACUACAAGACUAUGAUAGCACCUGGCAACCAGUAGCAUAUGCUUCCCGUUCCAUGUCUGUUGCUGAAACUAGAUAUGCUCAGAUAGAGAAAGAACUUCUUAGUAUCUUGUUUGCAUGCAACAGAUUUAAUCAAUUUAUUUCAGGACAAUCAGUUAACAUGGAUACUGAUACCAUUGUUCACAAAGUCACUCAAUGA
This is a messenger RNA of Pelobates cultripes (western spadefoot toad), 567 nucleotides long. Lineage: Eukaryota; Metazoa; Chordata; Amphibia; Anura; Pelobatidae. The record is from the annotation of a GenBank genome assembly.